This is a messenger RNA of Cucurbita moschata (crookneck pumpkin), 608 nucleotides long. Its product is annotated as 10 kDa chaperonin, mitochondrial-like. Gene Ontology annotation, cellular component: mitochondrial matrix. The transcript has 3 exons. Bases 110 to 403 code for a protein of 97 amino acids. The record is from RefSeq and is a predicted model, not a curated record. Gene Ontology annotation, molecular function: protein folding chaperone; ATP binding; metal ion binding. NCBI's taxonomy places the organism in Eukaryota, Viridiplantae, Streptophyta, Magnoliopsida, Cucurbitales, Cucurbitaceae.
CCCUCCUUAAACCCUAGCCCAUAGCAGAAAACUUUGCGCAAUUUGCAGAAUCCUCGUCCACGUUGGUCUUAGGGUUUAGGCUGAGUUUCAGUUUCUCCGAUUGCCUCAGAUGGCGAAGCGAUUAGUUCCAUUGCUCAAUCGCGUUCUGAUCGAGAAGAUUGUUCCCCCUGCCAAAACCAAUUCCGGCAUUUUGCUUCCUGAGAAGUCCAGCAAGCUCAACUCUGGAAAAGUUAUCUCUGUUGGUCCUGGGACUCGUGACAGAGAUGGAAACAUUAUCCCUGUUGUUGUAAAGGAAGGUGAAACCGUCCUUCUACCAGAAUAUGGAGGAACUGAAGUCAAGCUUGGAGAAAAGCAGUUCUAUCUAUACCGUGAUGAAGAUCUGCUAGGAACACUUCACGAAUGAUUGAUCAUGUGAAAGUUGGAUUGUUUUUCUAAGUCUUUAGUAGCUACAUGUUCUGGGUAUAGAGAGCUAGUUUAUGUUGUCUGUAUUCAAGUGAGACUUCAAACCGACAUCCAUUUCGUGUUAUUGGACAAAAUCAUGAACUUUUUACUGGAGCCAGAUGGGUAUUUUUGGCGUGUCCUAAUAAAUUGUGAUUAUUAGGCUAUCU